UUCCUCUUCAGAGCCAGAGGCAAUGAUGAAAGCCAGCACACAGAACGCCAAGAACGUAAAUGUAAACAGUUCCCCGAAACCACCCCGGAGGAUGGGAUCUUUGGGAAGUGACUACGGACUAAGGGUGCAAGUGGAAUUCUAUGUGAACGAGAAUACCUUCAAGGAGCGACUCAAGCUCUUCUUCAUCAAAAACCAAAGAUCAAGUUUAAGAAUACGACUCUUUAACUUCUCCUUGAAGGUGCUCACGUGUGUUUUGUACAUUGUGCGAGUUCUGCUGGAUCAUCCUGAAGAAGGAAUUGGAUGUUGGGGAUGUUCAAAGCAGAAUUACACUUCACGUCCAACAUCUAAUCUCGUAAUUAACUGGGCACCUAUACUUUGGGUUAACAGAAGCCUGCCACUGUGGGGAAUUCAGGUUACAGUGGCUUUAAUUAGUUUCCUGGAGACUAUGCUCCUCACAUAUUUAAGUUACAAGGGAAAUAUCUGGGAACAGAUUUUCCGAGUAUCUUUUAUCCUUGAAAUGAUCAACACUGUUCCUUUCAUCGUCACAAUUUUCUGGGCACCCUUGAGAAAUCUCUUCAUUCCAGUGUUUCUAAACUGCUGGCUGGCCAAGCAUGCACUGGAGAACAUGAUUAAUGAUUUGCAUAGAGCCAUUCAGAGAACACAGUCUGCUAUGUUUAACCAAGUAUCAAUACUGAUUUGUACUCUACUCUGCCUUGUGUUUACUGGGGCAUGUGGAAUCCAGCAUUUGGAGAGAGCAGGAGACAACCUUUCAUUCUUCAAUUCUCUCUACUUCUGCAUUGUCACCUUCUCUACAGUUGGAUUUGGUGAUGUGACACCACAGAUCUGGCCUUCGCAACUCCUUGUUGUCAUAAUGAUAUGUGUUGCUUUGGUAGUGUUGCCUCUCCAGUUUGAAGAGCUUGUUUACCUGUGGAUGGAAAGGCAGAAGUCUGGUGGGAAUUACAGUCGGCAUCGAGCACAGACAGAGAAACACGUUGUGCUCUGUGUCAGCUCCUUGAAAAUCGACCUGCUAAUGGAUUUCCUCAAUGAAUUUUAUGCUCAUCCAAGGCUUCAGGAUUACUAUGUUGUCAUCCUGUGCCCAACUGAGAUGGAUCUUCAGGUGCGCAGGGUAUUACAGAUUCCUCUCUGGUCCCAGCGGGUCAUUUACCUGCAGGGGUCUGCAUUGAAAGAUCAAGAUCUCAUGAGAGCCAAGAUGGAUGACGCAGAAGCCUGUUUCAUUUUGAGCAGUCGCAAUGAAGUGGACCGUACAGCAGCGGAUCAUCAGACCAUCUUGAGAGCAUGGGCUGUAAAGGACUUUGCCCCAAAUUGCCCCCUCUAUGUACAGAUACUGAAGCCUGAAAAUAAAUUUCAUGUCAAGUUUGCAGAUCAUGUAGUUUGUGAAGAGGAGUUUAAGUAUGCCAUGUUAGCCUUGAACUGCAUCUGCCCUUCCACCUCUACUCUUAUCACUCUAUUGGUUCAUACAUCCAGGGGACAGGAAGGACAACAGUCCCCAGAACAGUGGCAGAGGAUGUAUGGUCGGUGCUCAGGGAAUGAAGUCUAUCACAUCAAACUCAGCGACAGCAAGUUUUUUGGAGAAUAUGAGGGGAAGAGUUUCACCUAUGCUUCAUUUCAUGCUCACAAAAAGUAUGGUGUCUGCCUGAUAGGUGCAAAGAGAGAGGACAACAAAAGCAUCUUGCUCAAUCCUGGACCCCGCUACAUUAUGGUUGGUUCAGACAUCUGCUUCUACAUUAAUAUCACCAAAGAAGAAAACUCAGCAUUCAUAUUCAAAGAGGAAGAGAAACAGAAGAGGCAGUACCUGACUUCAGGGGGGAUCUUCAGUGGACCUUCCAGGCUACCAGUCCACAGCAUCAUUGCAAGUAUGGGUACGGUUGCUAUGGAUCUACAGAAUACAGAGUGCCACCCAUCCAGUGGCACCACUUUGACUUUGCCUACAGAAAAUGGAGCAGGAAGUAGAAGGCCCAGCAUUGCACCUGUCCUUGAAAUUGCUGACACUGCUGCCAUUUUGCCAUGUGAUCUCUUAAGCGACCAAUCAGAAGAUGAGGCAAAUCCAUCUGAUGAUGAGAGCCUACCUACCCCAGAGUAUGUGAAAGGAUACCCUCCCAAUUCGCCUUACAUUGGAAGUUCUCCAACCCUCUGCCACCUUCUACCUGUGAAGGCUUCAUUCUGCUGUCUGAGAUUAGACAGGGGCUGCAGGCACAACAGCUUUGAAGAUGCAAAAGCCUAUGGGUUCAAGAACAAACUCAUCAUCGUGUCUGCAGAGACUGCAGGCAAUGGACUGUACAAUUUUAUUGUUCCACUCCGAGCCUACUACAGGCCCAGGAAGGAACUGAAUCCUAUUGUGUUGCUGCUGGACAACCCGCCCGAUAACCAUUUUUUGGAGGCCAUCUGCUGUUUUCCUAUGGUUUAUUUCAUGGCAGGAAGCAUUGAUAACCUGGAUAAUUUACUUCAGUGUGGGAUUAUUUAUGCUGAUAACCUGGUAGUUGUGGACAAAGAGAGUACGAUGAGCGCAGAAGAAGAUUACAUGGCUGAUGCCAAGACCAUUGUCAACGUUCAAACAAUGUUCCGGUUGUUCCCCAGUCUCAGCAUCAUCACGGAACUGACUCACCCGUCAAAUAUGAGGUUCAUGCAGUUUCGAGCCAAGGACUGUUACUCACUUGCACUUUCCAAGUUGGAAAAGAAAGAACGUGAAAAGGGUUCAAAUUUGGCAUUCAUGUUCCGUCUCCCAUUUGCUGCUGGAAGGGUGUUCAGCAUCAGUAUGUUGGACACACUACUUUAUCAGUCCUUUGUUAAAGAUUACAUGAUUCCAAUCGCACGGUUGUUACUGGGACUUGAUACUACCCCAGGCUCUGGAUACCUUUGUGCUAUGAAAAUUACGGAGGAUGACUUAUGGAUUCGAACAUAUGGAAGGCUCUUUCAGAAACUCUGCUCUUCCAGUGCCGAAAUUCCAGUUGGGAUUUACAGAACAGAAUUGCACCUGUUUUCUACAUCUGAGUCUCAGAUCUCAAUCAAUGUUGAUGAGUGUGAGGACACAAAGGAUGUGAAAGACCACUGGGGGGGGAAGAGUCAUCGGAACUCAACGUCCAGCGACCAAUCAGAGCACCCGCUGCUGAGACGCAAGAGCUUGCAGUGGGCUCGAAGACUGAGCAGAAAAGGAACCAAGCACACCAAUAAAGCAGAUGAAAAGAUUAACCAACAGAGACAGAACCUGUAUCAUCGAUCAGAAAGGCAAGAGUUGUCAGAACUGGUGAAAAACAGAAUGAAGCACUUGGGUUUACCCACUACAGGAUACGAGGAUGUAGCAAAUUUAACAGCCAGUGAUGUGAUGAAUCGUGUAAACCUUGGAUAUUUGCAAGAUGAGAUGAAUGAUCAUCAGAAUACAUUAUCAUAUGUUCUGAUUAACCCUCCACCUGACACUCGACUGGAGCUGAACGAUAUUGUGUACCUGAUACGCUCAGACCCACUGGCCAAUGUUCAGAAUGGUUCCAACAGCCUGAAAAGCAAAUCGUGCCGGUUGUUCCCUUCCAAUGAGGAGGCCAAGAAUGAAACAGAACUGUGAAUGCUGGAUCCCUAACAAGCUCCAAUUUAUAAGACACUACCUUGAUUUUACGAAAGUGACGACAUAUUCUUUAUGCACAGAAGAUGAUCCUACUGAGACCAUGGAACAUAACUGCUCUGAAUGUUUUAAGGAAUCUGAAGUUUUGCAUAACAAAACACAACCAGUUUACAAAUUGAAAUAGAUCAGCAAAGUUACUCUGAUUAGACCUUGAAACACAACCAGGUUUAAUGGAAUUGUGCCAGUUGAUUAUCAGCAUUGAUUCAAACUAAAGCAACACAUGAAGAAAAAGUUUACGAUAUAUUAUGCAUAGCUUCAGGUCCAGACAGUGGACUUAUUUUAUAUAUUUUUGUACCAUUGUAUAAUGGGACAUGCUGUUUAUUUAUUUACACUCAACCUACUUGGGACAAGUGGUCCUAUUUCAAUUAUGGGUGAGCAGACUUCAUUGGUACUUUCCACCAAAUAGUAUCUAUGACUCAAAUGUGUACACAGGUUUGGCAUGAAUUUUCCAUUGCCCGGGUACCGAAGUCGCUGUGUCAAAUUAAUUCAAAUGGAUCCUUUGGUGCCAAAAGGACAAAUGCUUUCAAGAUCUUUUUCUACCUAUAUAUGCUUGGACACUUGUAAUAUGCCAUAUCCUGGAGGAAUUUGAUCUCAGAUACAUUUUGUGCAGUUAGCAAUUACUCAUCACUGGCUUGAGUGGAAAGCGGUGCCUUCAGUCCGACUGAGCAUGGAACUAGCCAGUCAUUUACUUGCCAACGAGAAAUAAUACACCAUGGACAAAAAUGUGGAAAAGAAUAUCAGGAGAAAUGCACAGGAGAGAAAACAGUGCAGAUACCAUCAGCCAAUAUUCAUUUGGAACAAAUCGUAUUAAUAAUUUUAAUAAAGGUAGGGGUGUAAGGGAGGGUGGGCAUUUUCACGUUUGUAUUGCAAACUGUUGAGAUAGUUACAGUCCAUCCAAACUAUUUAUUUUGUUAUAAAAUUAUCACAUGUCAUUGUCUACCUUAAAAGAGUUGCAAACAUAGAUUAGUUUGUACAAAGUUUUGAAGAUAUCUGCACAUUACUCUUUGUGUAGAGGAAGACCCUGAGGUACUGAACAUUAGAAACAAAAACAGAAAAUACUGGAAAUAGAAAUCUGAUGCAACAAUGCUGUAUCUUAAUACUGUAAUAGAUGUUGGCUCUAAUACUUCAAAAUAACUUGCAUAGUUCUUUCUCACCACAUCCAAAGUCAAAUCUGAAGAAAUGCUGGAGUUUGGGCCAUUAAUGGAAACUACAAGAGUUGAUUGUGGCGUAUUUGGUGGUAUUUUCUCCCAGUGAACAGAUAGCAUGGUACAUCCAGUUACUGAAACGUAUCAAACCUCCAAACUCUGCAGCAAAUUCAGCAAUUGUCCCGCUCGUGCCUCUGGACUUCAAUGCAAGGAAGAUGUGGUCCACUAUACCACCUUGUUUGUGACAAAUAGUUGCCACCGUUCAUGACAUCUGAUCUCUACAUCCAAUUUCCAUCAAAACCCCAGGCCACAUCCCAUGGUACUGCAGAUGCAGGUCCGUCUAGAUUCAAGGUGUACCUGAGCUGUGGAACUCUCAAGUUUCUGAGGACAUUGAAACACCUUCAGCAUGCUGCCUAUCUGACCCAGCCAUGGUAUGAAUAUUAAACAGUACCAAAGGGCAACUUGCAGGCAAGCUACAUCCAAUCAUGGUGCAUGCAUUUAAGCUUAUAGCUGUUUAAGUAUUGCUGCACCUCUUUUAAACUAAACAUGGCAACAAAUCCGAGGAUACCAGAUUUUUAAAAUAAGCAAAGAGCCUUUGCAGUGGCCUCAGAGACCAGAAGCUAAUUCUUGCGCAAGUUAUUUGAUAAUUUUGUGUGUCAACUUCAACAGUAGUGCUUUUGCAUUGUGUUACAUCAGUGGAACACCCAAACUACUAAGAAGAAUUGAGGUAAUGCAGAGCAAGAGCCUUGGUAGUAUUGAAGAUUCAAUGUAAGAAUUCAGAACAGAACACUGCCAAAUUCAAACCUAGCAUUGUGUGUAUAAACUGUGAAAAGUGCCAGUCUGCAUAUACAAAGUAACUUAAAUCACCAAUUAAAAAAAACUGCAUGUGUUUAGCAUGUGGACAUUGGCAAUCGUGACUCACAAAAAUGACUUGAAUGAUUUUGUUUCACAACUAAACACUGGGAAGUCAUUAAAGAUGCUCCUAGACCUCAUUCUGAUCUAGUGUCUAAACUCAUGCCCCACACCGAUAACCACAUUACUCACCCUACCAAGCCUGGCGUCUCUGCUGAAUGGGUAUGUUGCAAUACAACAGAUGCACUUGAUUGAUGUUCUUGCAUGCAUUACAGUGAAUCUGAUGAGACACAUGUUUGGUAUCAUUCACCACAAUCGUCACGUUUGGACUGACAACAUAUCAAUGGG
This is a messenger RNA of Pristis pectinata (smalltooth sawfish), 5976 nucleotides long. It is a transcript of the gene kcnt1b, whose product is annotated as potassium sodium-activated channel subfamily T member 1b. NCBI's taxonomy places the organism in Eukaryota, Metazoa, Chordata, Chondrichthyes, Rhinopristiformes, Pristidae. Bases 23 to 3574 code for a protein of 1183 amino acids. The transcript is spliced from 30 exons. The record is from RefSeq and is a predicted model, not a curated record. Gene Ontology annotation, molecular function: intracellular sodium-activated potassium channel activity. Gene Ontology annotation, cellular component: membrane. Gene Ontology annotation, biological process: potassium ion transport.